This is a messenger RNA of Nematostella vectensis (starlet sea anemone), 3473 nucleotides long. Its product is annotated as histamine H2 receptor. Gene Ontology annotation, biological process: G protein-coupled receptor signaling pathway. Gene Ontology annotation, molecular function: melanocortin receptor activity. The transcript has a single exon. The record is from RefSeq and is a predicted model, not a curated record. Bases 2038 to 2988 code for a protein of 316 amino acids. Gene Ontology annotation, cellular component: membrane. Lineage: Eukaryota; Metazoa; Cnidaria; Anthozoa; Actiniaria; Edwardsiidae.
GAUUAUCCCUCCCACCCUCACAAAUGCUGGUUGGCCUUAGCUUUUAUUCCCAUCCUUCCCACUCACAAAUGCUGGUAGGCGUUAGCUUUAAUCCGCAUUCCUCCCCUCACAAAUACUGGUUGGCGUUAAAUUUAAUUCCCAUCCCUACUCCCAUCCCUCCUCCUCACAAAUUCUGGUUGGCGUUAGCUUUAAUUCCCAUCCCUCCACCUCACAAAUGCUGGUUGGCGUUAGCUUUAAUUCCCAUCCCUCCACCUCACAAAUGCUGGCUGGCGUUAGCUUUAAUUCCCAUCCCUCCCACUCACAAAUGCUGGUUGGCGUUAGCUUAAAUCCCCAUUCCUCCACCUCACAAAUGCUGAUUGGCGUUAGCUGUAAUCCCCAUCCCUCCCACUCACAAAUGCUGGUUGGCGUUAGCUUUAAUUCCCAUUCCUCCACCUCACAAAUGCUGGUUGAUCUUAGCUUUAAUUUCCAUCCCUCCACCUCACAAAUGCUGGUUGGUCUUAGCUUUAAUUCCCAUCCCCCAACCCCACAAAUGUUGGUUGGCGUUAGCUUUAAUUCCCAUCCCUCCUCCUCACAAAUGCUGGUUGGCGUUUAUUUUAAUUCCCACCCCUCCCCCUCACAAAUGCCUGUUGGCGUUAGCUUUAAUCCCCAUCCCUCCACCUCACAAAUGCUGGUUGGUCUUAGCUUUAAUUCCCAUCCCUCAACCCCACAAAUGUUGGUUGGCGUUAGCUUUAAUUCCCAUCCCUCCUCCUGACAAAUGGUGGUUGGCGUUAAUUUUAAUUCCCACCCCUCCCACUCACAAAUGCUGGUUGGCGUUAGCUUUUAUCCCCAUCCAUCCCUCUCACAAAUGCUGGUUGGCAUGUCUUUUGCUCCAGGUAAAUAAUCAACACAAUAAGACACCUGCGUCAUGCUGUGUUGGGUGCAUAAAAUGAGAUUCUUGUUCCUUUGGCAAAAUUCUUUGGUAAAAUUGUAUCGCAUAUUGAAAAUUUGUAUUACAAAUAAAUCUUAACACAAAUUUAUUGUGAAGAGCAAGAAUAGUUUUAUCACAAUUAUCACACUAGUCAUAUCACAACUCACAUUUUUAUUUUGAUGAUUUUGCUAGCACACUUGUAAGACAAUAGAGGGUUAUCUAGAAUAUUGAAAAACUUUUUUAAUAGAAAAUAAAUUAGAAAACACAAUGUAAAAGUGAUCGGUGAAAAGUGAUCAUCAUUUAUUUUAUGGCUUGUCGUAUUUCCGUUCACCACAAAUAAUAAUCAAAAUUGUGUUAAGAGCAAUUUACCAGCGCAAUUAUUUUCAAACCGUUACGUGUUAUAUCUUGAACUCUGAUUGUCUACUCGGUAAAAUGUCGAACUCUUGAUUGACUCUAGUCAAGCUCUUUCAGAUCUCAAUUGAACAAUGAAAGCUUUGGUUAAUAAAAGAUUUAGCUAAAUCAGUCUUCGUAUUCGACUCAAUUGAAGCAUGGUUGAUAAAAGCUUCAACUGGAUCGGUCUGGACUGCUGUCAAUCCCCCCAAAAAAUACAGUAAUGUCUCUCUAUACUUUAAUCCACACCAAAUCUUCACAUAAAUAUCGAUUCAAAUACAACUUUCCCUUCUACAAACAUCCCUUUUUUUAAUAAAUCAUUUUUUUUCUUUCGUGCGAAAAAAAAAGUCAAAACAAAAACAUCUAUCAAUUAUUAGUUUUGAAUUUUUCUUCAGACAUGUUGACUUUAAAGAAGCAUGAGAACCGACCAGCUGAUGCAAAAAUCAACAUCCUUUUUUAAUUUUAAUUUCGUUAUCAAACAUAGCAUACUGUGUCACCAUAGAAUUAAACCGGCGGUGUCAGAGCAAUCAGCGACCGAGACCAUGAUUACUAGUAAUGGGGCUGUUUUAAUGAGAAAAAUAGCAUUUGAUUCAUAUUGCAAAAUUUACAUUCUCGAGCUACGAUUGAACGGCGAAGCACCCGAAAAACAAACAUACAAUCAAAGGCAGUAUGUUAUCUAAACCCCGCCUAGAGAUAGCCGCGUUUAGGUCAUCUCUAGAGCUCGUGUGGUGAACAUCGCCAUGAACGACUUAUCGUUAUCUAAUCAAAGCGAAUUCGUCAGCGAUUGCCCUGGAUUUUUAGUGGAACGCUGGCCAUACGGUUUGCAUGAACGCAGUAUGUUUAUCGCCACUAGUGUAUUGAACAUACCAUUUGGUCUCAUGGCGAUUGCUGGGAAUGCUCUCAUACUCUGCGCUAUCUUUCGUAACAUCUCCUUACAUCAGCCAUCUUACAUGCUCCUCUGCAGCUUGGUACUUAGCGAUUUUUGUGUUGGGUUUCUAGUACAGCCGAUGUACGGUUUAUGGAAAGUCUUUGAAAUCCGAAGAAACUUUCAAGUGUACUGCCACCUAGGGACGAUCUUCAGCGCUUUGUCUAUAGCCCUCUCUGGCGUCUCGUUCUUGAAUAUCUUGCUCGUCACGUUAGACAGGUUUCUAGCGCUGUUCCUCCAUCUUCGCUACAACUCGAUGGUAACCAUGCACAGAACGAGACUUGCGAUUUUUGUCAUAUGGGUCGUCGGUGCGACAAACUCGGCCAUUCAAUUUAUCGACAGAAAGUUCUACUUUAUGUCUAGUUGUGCCAUCAUAUUUCUGAGCAUACCAAUAACACUUGUUUGCUACUAUCAGAUAUUCCGUGUGAUCAAACGACUGAAAAAACAAGUGUCAGUGGCACCGCAGAAAAAUACCAUGGAAAAUAAUAAUAAUAAUAGUAAUAAUAAUAAUAAUACCAUGGCGCACUACAAGAAGUCUGUCGUCAGUGUUUUCUAUAUUUACGGACUGUUUUUCUUGUGCUAUUUGCCUUACACCUGCACCAUGGUCUACAUGCUGGUCUAUACUCGUGGAGUACGGACCGAUAUGACUUAUCACGUGUCUGGUACUAUAGUUCUCCUUAAUUCAUCUCUGAACCCGAUCAUUUAUUGCUGGAAGAUAAGAGAGUUAAGGCAGGCCGUAAAACGCAUUAUCCCAGUGUUUAACUGAACAAGAUAGCAAGUGAAUAUGCCCUAGCAUAAACCAAAAACAUUGUUAUUGCAAACGGCAAAUGUCUAUUGGCAAAUGGCUACGACCAUAAAGCAUAAUGGGAUUCUACCAAAUGCAUUUCACAAUCCAUAAAAUCAAGGCCAUCAAUGUUUCUCUGACAUUGGGGUAGUAAUGUAUCACUAUUAUUCUUAGGAAUAGUUAGCACGUAUAAUCCACCUUUCGGUCCCUGCCAUUGCCGUCUACAAUGACAAGUUCCUUUUUUCAUUAGGUGUAUUAGGUGUAUAGGUCACUGGGCAUGCUGAAAACAUUGGAAAUCCCAUCAUACUCGGAGCAAAAAUUGUCAAACUAUAAAAAAAACCUUUUUGUAAAAAUGUCUACUGUUUCUUCUAGAAGCCCCUGUGGAUUUUAGAGAUUGCAGCUGCUAUAACCAGUUUAUGAAUAUAAAUAAAAGUGUAAAAAAAACCUCAAACGAAAAGUGAAACAUC